CUAGGACCCGAAACAACCAGGAAGUAAUGCCCAUCUGAACAGGACACGAGGGUUAUGUAGUGCUGUGUCGGUGAUGUUUUAUAUUGAAUCUUCAGCUGUGGCGCUCAAACUCUCUCUGAUUCGUCACUGAGCGCAUCUGAACCAACAACAGCAGUGAAGAGCAGCGGGCAUCAGCCUCAUCCAAUUAACCAGCACGUCUGGGGUGCCUGGCCCUUCACCGAAGACAUGUCAGCAGAGGACGCAUCUAGUACAUACCGUUGAGUAUCAGGGGUCAUGGAGUCUCUCUUCGGGGGCCAGUUGGGCUUGCUGGGGGGUAACGAAGGUCUUAAAGAAGAUGGCUGUGGGGUGGGCUGGUCAAACUCUCCCUUAUCAGAAGACAUGUACUCUGCCUCCCACUUUGCCCUCAUCAGCGCCUACCAGGACAUUAAGACCCGACUGGCUGGCCUCGAGCGAGAAAAUGCAGACAUCAAAAGAAAACUCAAGAUUUACGAGAUAAAGUUUCCCAUGAUAAGCGAGUUUGGAGAUGACAGGAACUCCUACUGCUCCUUUGAGCCGAAAGACACAGCGCUGCUCCAGUCAGAGAAUGGCAGUCUGCAACAGAGAGUCAACAUGCUGACCCUCGAGCUUCAGAAGGGCAAGGAGCGAGAGGAGCAGCUUGAAGAUGUCAUUCAGGCCUAUGAGAAAAUCCACAUGGAGAAGUCCAGCCUUCAGCGAGACCUCGACAAGAUGACGUCUCUGGUGGAGAAACAUGUUGAGCGGAUCCACAGUUUAGAGGCAGCUCUGAGGCAGAGGGAGAGCUCACUGCACAAACUCAACACACAGCUACACAAUAAAGACAUGCAGUAUCUGCAACUACACAACCCUGACUCGCAUAUGCUAGACUGCCCCAUGACCUUACAGAGCUCCCGAAGUCUGGACACCCUCUCUGACCUCAAACUGCAGCGUCUGGAGGCGGAGCUUGAGGGGGCUCGGCACGAGGCUCAGGGGGCGUGUCAGAGGGAAGAGGAGCUAAAAACUGAAUGUGAGAGGUUACGGGAAGAACUGAGAGAAUUUCAAAGCAACCAGAGACAGAGGGAUGUGAGUUCCACUUGUAGACAGUGUGAUGUGGAGUGGAUAAAGAAAGUUGGAGAUGAACAAGUAAAUCUGGCUUUGGCCUAUACUGAACUAAUAGAGGAGUUGGGCAAGCUACAGGCCCUGACCUCGAAACAGACAGAGAUAUUGCGAAAAGUCUCACAGGAGCCGGCAAGCCCAGUUCAGCGUCACUCUCCUGUCCCUCACCAGAGGCAUUCUCCUGUUCCGCAGCGCCAUUCCCCAAUCCAACAGCGCCAUUCUCCCAUACAGCAGCGCCAUUCGCCUGUUCCCCAGCGGCGCUCGCCAGUGCUGCAGCGUCUCUCUCCAGACAUACAUCGUCGCUCGCCUCUGCCUGAGCUCACCGACGGCCCCGCAUCCUAUUCCUGCAGGCCCACUUCCCACCACUUGAGGGCCAGUUUCCAGGGAAGACGCAGUUACUCUGAGGUAGCGGAUCCAUCGGCUUAUCAGCGGCCCCCACGGUUCACUCUGGACCCGGUGUCCACUUUGCCGAAACCUCGACCAUAUGUUGACAGCUACCACAAGCAGCAACAGCAGCAGCAGCAGCAGCAACAACAUCAACAUGGAGGAAGCCAGCACAUGUUAGUUCAAAGACAGGGCUCUCAGUCUGGGGUUGGAGGCGAUGGGGGUUUGGCUGAAUCUCCACGGCUGUCCAGGGAGCUGUCUUUCCACCACUCAGAUGUGUCCCACUUGCAUUUUGAGCCUCAGCCCAGCCCAGCACCUCUGCAUUCAUCCCCACAGCCUCCACAGUCCUCAGAGGAUGAGGAGGAGUGGUCCUGCCCUCAUCCAAUCAGUCCUCCGCGAACACUGGGGGUGUCGAGCCCCUCAUCAAGCUCCAGAGGCCCUGCCUCUUGUUCCGCUUUCCCAAUUCCUUCCCGUCCCAACACCUUAAGCUGUCACCCACCUGGAUACCUGCACGCAGAGCAUGCCCAGUCUUGGCCAUCCAUCAAUCUGUGGAUGGAGACAGAGGAGGAGGGUGACGUCAGGAGCUGCCCGCUGUGCCAGCUAAUCUUCCCUAUUGGUUACCCUGAUGAUGCCUUGAUCAAGCACAUUGACUCGCACCUGGAGAACAGCAAGAUCUGACACCCACAGCCACGCCAUGACCUUCUGUUGUUCCACAGUUAUAUUCAGUCUUUGCUCCUGCUAUUUUUAGCCGGGUGCCUUCAGACAGAAUGUAGGCGAUGCACCUGUGGCCAGUCUCCCGAUUUGAUAAGUGAAACGGAGAUCUGUGAUUACCUGCAAAACUCAAAUGUGUCAUGAAUGGCUUAUAUCUCUAUAUAUCGCUUCUUUUCAUCAAACAUUUCUUGAAAAAUUUUAACUUUCUAUUUUAAACACUGUUUAUCAGCAAUUACAAACACACUAAAUCAAACUGACUGAGCAUGUUGCAAUAUUAAGGCUCUCAUUUCAGCUACAGUUCAACUACAGUUCCCACGAUUAUGAAUGGGCUUUGUGACCAUUUUUGGAGAACUGAGUAGUUAUGAGGGUG
This is a messenger RNA of Carassius auratus (goldfish), 2575 nucleotides long. It is a transcript of the gene tbkbp1, whose product is annotated as TBK1 binding protein 1. Gene Ontology annotation, cellular component: cytoplasm. Lineage: Eukaryota; Metazoa; Chordata; Actinopteri; Cypriniformes; Cyprinidae. Bases 274 to 2172 code for a protein of 632 amino acids. The record is from RefSeq and is a predicted model, not a curated record. The transcript has 10 exons.